AUGAAUAGACCAGUUCCAGCUGACUUAGAGUUUGCAAAGGAGACAAUGGCAGAACAAGCAAGUGACACCAUCAAUCAAGGGCUUCGUGUUAAAACAACGUUCAAACUUGCGUUGGAAACGUAUGCUGUCAAUUCAUGCAAGGGUGAUACAGUCUCUGAGGAAUUGGUUUCCGUGAAAGAGGAAAGCUUGAGCAUUUUGCAGGAAUUCAUCACCAAACAUAACGUUCCUAAUGAUGUUCCUGAUGAACUAGCUGAGAGCUCUUCAGAAGAUGCUGGCGAAGUCCUCGAGAAGCCUCAAGUUAAAUUGAAGAAAUCAAAACUUACUUGA
This is a messenger RNA of Dovyalis caffra, 327 nucleotides long. NCBI's taxonomy places the organism in Eukaryota, Viridiplantae, Streptophyta, Magnoliopsida, Malpighiales, Salicaceae. The record is from the annotation of a GenBank genome assembly.